Molecule: messenger RNA, 4367 nt
Organism: Ficedula albicollis (Collared flycatcher)
Lineage: Eukaryota; Metazoa; Chordata; Aves; Passeriformes; Muscicapidae
Exons: 14
Coding region: 22-3333 (1103 amino acids)
Molecular function (GO): protein binding
Source: RefSeq, a predicted model, not a curated record
GCAAGGAGGGGAGGGCUCAACAUGGGCACUCGGAAUUACCUCUGGCAUUUCAUCCUCCCUGCUCUUCUCUGUACAAUAAUGGCAUUAGAGGGAAGAGAGGCAAUGACUGCCCCCGCUGAGAGCCACGUAAAUGUCUCAAGGAGCACAAACAACGACAACAAUGGAACUGGCCCAGCUGCACCGGGCUCAAAUGGGGCAGAGCUCAAAACAACCCACUCCCCCCUGGGCACAACCUCGCUGUCCCCCUCAACCAUGGUGAUGCUGGGUGGGGAAGGGACGACGGGCACUGCGCCCACAGCAAUGAUGUGGGAAAGGAGCUCAUCGGGGAUGUCUGCCAAGGGCACUGCAGCGAGCCCAGCGUUCCCAACAAGGGGAGCUGGCAGCACCGCUGCCCCCAGCACGGGCAUGGAGAGUGGCACCGCUUCCUCCCUGCCCCUCAGAUCAGCCACUACGAGCCACUCCUCCUCAUCUUCCUCCUCUUCCGUGGGCUCCUCAGCUGUGACUCCCAGCCCUGAGCACAGCAGCUCCAGCAGCCCCCCUGGAACACCCUUGGGCACCACAUCCCAGCCGCCCACAGCACCCGUGUUCUCCUCUCCAUCCUCCCCUGCCGGUGCUACAGCUGGGCCAGCACAGGCCAUGACACAGGGCCCAGCCAGCCCCAGGCCUGCGGCUUCCACCCCUGGCACCGGCGAGGCCGGGCUGCCACCCGCUCUGGGCAGCAGCGCGGAGACAUCGCCAGCUCAGCUCAGCCCCACAGCCCUCCCGCAGGAGGGGACGGCCACGCCAUCCCCCACGGGGAGCCCCUCGCCUCCGGUGCGCGCGGCCUCUGCAGGCGGCAGAGCCACGGCUCCUCCUGGAGAAGGGCAGAGUCCCGCCAUGGGCCGGGGGAGCAGAACAACCGGGGCUGAGAGCUCCCACUCCUUCCCUUCCACGUCCUUGCCAACGCCAUCCCCGACGAGCCUGAGCACGUCCACAUCUGUUAAUCCUUCUGCCACUGGAACUUGCACUCCUAUCACUUUGUCCAUCCAGCUACAGAACGUGACCAGUACAAUGAUACAGUUCAGCUGGCAACCUCAAGGUGGCACAGCAGACAGUCCUUACACAGUGAGGCUGCUGAGGAAAUCAAGAAAGAUGCAGGAGAGAGUCCUGAAUGAAACAAGCAUUGCAUUUGAAGGUCUGCUUCCUGGUUGUCAGUACCAAAUAUCCGUGGAAGUUUCAACGUGCUCUAAGAACGUCAGCACAUCCUUGACAGUUCAGACAGCUGCUGAAGUCUUCAAUGGAACCACUAAGAUUACCAGUGAAGAGUUCAAGCCUGAAUAUAAGAACAAGUCAAGUGUAGAAUUUAAGGAGUUUGAAAAGAAGUUCAUUAUGGAGAUAACAAAACAUCUGCAAGAAUUACAAAACGGAACAAAAAUACGUAUUGUAAUCAAUAGCAUCGAGAAAGGCAGUGUGGUUGUGCACUUAGACAUUGUGUUGGAUGUUGGACAAAAUAUAACAAUACCAGAGAUUUCAGAUGCUUUUAUAGAGGCCCUUAACAGGAGCACACUAUUUAAAUUUGAUCUUCGAAAUAUUUCUAUAGAAGCAAGGAAUAGCUGUAAGCCAGGUUUCAAUGACUGCCACCAAAAUGCUACCUGCACCACUGAAGGAACCACUUAUUCCUGUGAAUGCAACAAAGGAUUCACUGAUAAGAGUCCCCGGGUUCCAGGGAGAAUUUGUCAGCAGGAUCCACUUUCACCACCAGCAACUCCAGUUCCUCCAAACACCAACACCACCAGUACAAAUGGAACACCAUCAACAACUCCAGUUCCUGCAAACACCAACACCACCAGUACAAAUGGAACAUCAUCAACAACUCCAGUUCCUGCAAACACCAACACCACCAGUACAAAUGGAACAGCAUCAACAACUCCAGUUCCUGCAAACACCAACACCACCAGUACAAAUGGAACAGCAUCAACAACUCCAGUUCCUGCAAACACCAACACCACCAGUACAAAUGGAACAGCAUCAACAACUCCAGUUCCUGCAAACACCAACACCACCAGUACAAAUGGAACAUCAUCAACAACUCCAGUUCCUGCAAACACCAACACCACCAGUACAAAUGGAACAUCAUCAACAACUCCAGUUCCUGCAAACACCAACACCACCAGUACAAAUGGAACAUCAUCAACAACUCCAGUUCCUGCAAACACCAACACCACCAGUACAAAUGGAACAUCAUCAACAACUCCAGUUCCUGCAAACACCAACACCACCAGUACAAAUGGAACAUCAUCAACAACUCCAGUUCCUGCAAACACCAACACCACCAGUACAAAUGGAACAUCAUCAACAACUCCAGUUCCUGCAAACACCAACACCACCAGUACAAAUGGAACAUCAUCAACAACUCCAGUUCCUGCAAACACCAACACCACCAGUACAAAUGGAACAGCAUCAACAACUCCAGUUCCUCCAAAUACCAAUACAACUGGACUUACAGGAUCUACAUCUAAUUCCAUUUUCAAUACCACUUUUACGUCAGCACCUUGCAUGACAGUGUCCAUCGAAGUUCAGAAUGUGACUAGAGAAGAAAUACAUCUCAGCUGGACCAGUAGUAGCAAAGGCAGCCUCUACAACAUCUCUAUCAUGGAUGGAAAGGAGAUAAAUACAACAACUACAAAUAAGACAAAAACUGUGUUUAAAAACCUGCUUCCUGGCCAUUUGUACACCAUUUCUGUGGCAGCGUCAUCUUGCGCUGAGAAUCAAAAAACUUCAGUUGCUGUCCGAACAGAUCCUGAUUCCUGUUUCAAAAGAACUGAGUUUUGUUCAGCACAAAGUACUGGCUGUUCUGACUUGAAAGGCAUUGUAUGCUCCAACAACCAUGCAUUUGCCUGCAAAGUUUGGUUAAACGAGACAUUUAAUAAUGCACUUUAUAACUCUCAUAGUGAAGACUACAUAGCAAUGUCUAAAAGGAUCAAAACAGAUGUUGUUGGAGCAAUGAAUGCUGAACUGGGGAAUGACCACUCUGAUAUUGUUGUGCUGGGGUUCAGACCUGGCAGUGUGAUUACUGAUUUCCUCUUUCUGCUGCCAAAAGAAGAUGCCGUGGAUGUGGAUGAUAUACAGGCCCAACUGAAUAGAGUAUUAAGGAGCAAGUUUGGGAGCAAUACUGAAGUGCAAUCUCUGUCUGUUCAGUCAUCAACUGACAACAGCUCCUCCUGGAGAGUAGCAGUGAUUGUCCUUGGAGUUUUACUUGGAGUUGCACUAGUGCUGAUUCUCCUGGCAAUACUGUUUUACAUCUAUAUGAGGAGAAGAUCAGGUAUGGAAUUUUCCACAUUGUACACGUGGUAGAGUGAGGAACAGAGACACUUCUCUUCAUUCCAUCCCCCUAUAGGUACUGCAAUGACUCUAACACUGGCAAUCUAGAGAGACAGGAUCCAAACUACUCAAUACUGUGUUUAGGUGACACUGAAAACAUGGUGACUGAGCCUGGUAGCGGUGGCAGGUCACCUGAAUGCUCAGCUGAGCCCAGAGUCAUCCUGUUGGGUUUUGUGCCCUUGGCUAAGGGUGAUUCACUUCCCUUGAGACUUUUACCAUGGUACAAAGAUGCCUUUUUCUCUCCUGUGACUGCAGAAUGAGCCCAGGAUAAAUAAUGUUCUAGCAUAUGCAGCCUGAUUAGGAGAAAAAUGGGAUACAUCUCAGUUAUGUGGACUUUCUGUAGAGGUCUGGAGGAGCAGAAACUUGAUUUGGAGGCUUCUGGAUUCAAGGUUUCUUUAAUUGCUUCGCCAUGAAGAAAUGACUGCUUAUAUCUGUCAAAUGUAUAGCGUGCUGAAUACAGGUGUGUUUUUACAGCAUAAUCUCAAUGUAUUAAUAGAUGGGGGAGAAAAACAUUAGGUUAAUUUGAGCCAAAAAUAUUUUACUCACUUAUUUUUGCCAGUAAAAAAUGGUUGGCUGAACAAGGACAUGCCAUACAGGGCAAUUUUGUCCUGCUCUUGGUAAUCCUAAAGUAGAGUCCAGUGGAAAUAACUCCUGUGGCAUUGGAGCAGACCUUGCUUUAGAUUUGUUCUAAUUGCUCUGAAACAAUGACCUUUACCUUUUCCCACCACUCUUCACUGCAGUCCUGGUGAAGUUACAAUCUGUCUCUACUAUGUUGCAGCUUUUCCUGCUUGGAAUGUGCUGAACAGAAGAUAAAGGGUCAGUUUACUGCUGCACAUAUUUCCAGCAGGAUGUAUGUGUUCCAUUUCAAACAGCUCUCCCUGUAUCUGUAUAUUUUGUCAGUCUGCCUAGGCUCAGAAUUCCUGUUGAGGCACUGAGUAUCCUGUGAUGUUGAGGCCCUGGCUUACACUCCCUGAACACCCCUGGUUUUGGGGGGACUAAGUUCUGGU